Molecule: messenger RNA, 1912 nt
Organism: Geodia barretti
Lineage: Eukaryota; Metazoa; Porifera; Demospongiae; Tetractinellida; Geodiidae
Source: the annotation of a GenBank genome assembly
GCCCGUUUGUUUACAAGCUAGCUGACACAGCACAAAAACGCCUCCCCCAACUGCGCAUGCGCAUAAUGAAUGAAGGCGUACGACGACGACGACGUGGCCGAGAGUACGUGUUGACCAGCUGAUGUUCUCCACUUUUCUCUUGAAGGACAAGUAUUAAAGAUAUCAGUCUUAAAUUAUAUUUGUGAUAGACAUGGUCUUACUAGCGGCAGCCGUGUGCACGAAGCAGGGCAAAGCUCUCCUGUCGCGUCAGUUUGUGGAGAUGACGAGGGCGAGAGUGGAGGGGCUCCUGGGAGCCUUCCCCAAGCUGAUAGGCUCGGGGAAGCAGCACACGUUUGUGGAGACGGAGAGUGUCCGCUACGUCUACCAGCCUCUGGAGAGACUGUACAUGUUGCUGGUGACCACCAAGACCUCCAACAUCCUGGAGGACCUCGAGACACUGCGUCUCUUCUCUAGAGUGGUCCGUCUCUUAUUAUUAUUGUUUGCUCCUUCCCCCAGUACUCCCAAUGUCUCUAGAGUGAUCCCAGAAUACUGCCAGAGACUAGACGAACAGGAUGUAUUGGACAAUGCCUUUGACCUCAUCUUUGCCUUUGAUGAGAUCGUUGCCCUGGGAUACCGAGAGAAUGUGAACCUGGCCCAGAUACGGACCUUCACGGAGAUGGACAGUCACGAGGAGAAGGUCUAUGAGGCCAUGAGGAAGUCCCAGGAGAAGGAGGCUAGGGAUGAGAUGAAGAGGAGAGCCAAGGAGCUCCAGAUGGCCAAGAAAGAGGCCACCAAGAGAGGAGGCAGGGGACACGGCUACAACGUUGGAGGAGGGUUUUGGUUCUGCUGACUACAACCCCGGGCCCUCUGUGGACAUGUCAGCCUCUCACCAGUCCAGCAAACCUGCAUAUAACCCUCCCAGUCGUCCGCAGAGGGCUGGAGGAGGGAGUGCUCUCAAGCUGAAGAAGAAGGACAAGGACGUGGACAUGUUUGUGGACAAGUUGGUGCAGGAGGGGGAGAGGGUGACCAGUGUUACUGCCCCGCGACAGCCCUCCAUGACUGCCAAGACCACCACCUCCACUCCUCAUGCCAGUGUCCAUCUGAAGGUGACGGAGAGACUGAGUCUGGUGGCUGGGAGGGAGGGAGGACUCCAGUCCAUGGAGAUACUGGGGAUGAUCAUGCUGAGGAUCACAGACCAGGAAUUCAGCAAAAUCAGAGUUCUGAUGGAUAACAAGGACCAGAGAGGGCUACAGUUUCAGGGAUGCCAAACAGAGGACUGGUGAACGUGUUUCUGUGUCACUGGCAACUGGCAAAGGACUCUUUCGAGAGUGCACUCCAAUUGGAGCCCACCAACACGACUCUGAAGAACAACAUUGCUGUGUGUACCUUCUACCAGGGAUACCUCAAGGAGUGUAUCAGAGAGUUGGAGGGAGUGGUGAGAUGGAGUCCUCCCUCCUCCCUCCAGCCUGCCCUCCUCACCAACCUCACGGCGACCUACGACCUCGAAUCUAGCUCCGCCCACUCCAAGAAACUCUCCUUCCUCCCUCUCUUGGGACAACAUGUGGGGGAGGGGUUUCCCCUCUCCUCUCUCGGUCUUAGAUGAGACUGGACAUGAAUUAGUGUAGUGUGUUUGUUUGAGCAUGUGCAGAUCAUUCGCAUAAUGUUGAUUCUGUCAGACUCAUGUUUACGAACGCUCUUGUUCUUAGAUGAUAACAAGACAGACACGUUAGGGCAGCUACAUAUUAACCAAGUCUGAUUCUGUGACUCUUGAAUAGUGUGUCCUUUUCAUUGAUCACUCAUCCGUCGACCUUUUCUUGGAUUUGAAGGUUCUGCCUCCAUUUUUCGUUUCAUUCCUGUCUUAGCUUGUGGUGGGAAACCUGUGUCCAUUGGAGGGACAGUCUCAUUUACUUCCAAUUGUUCUGGCCUCGAGACC